UGUGGCUUUAUGGAUAAUGACGCUACCCAUGGCCUGGACCCAGGUGGCCUCGCUCGGUGAUCUUCGCCACCAGGUCUGAUUGCUGCUGUGGCUCAGAGACUUUAAGCUGUAGCCAACAUGAUGGACGAUGACACUGAACUGAGGACUGAUGGAAACUCUCUUUUAAAGGCUGUGUGGCUAGGGAGGCUCCGGCUGACCAGACUGCUCCUGGAAGGGGGAGCUUAUAUCAAUGAAAGCAAUGACAAGGGUGAAACAGCUCUCAUGGUGGCGUGCAUCACCAAACAUGUGGACCAGCAAAGCAUCAGCAAGUCCAAGAUGGUGAAGUACCUGCUGGACAACAGGGCAGACCCCAAUAUCCAAGAUAAGUCUGGCAAGACCGCGCUCAUUCACGCUUGCAUCAGAAGAGCCGGGGGAGAAGUGGUCUCUUUAUUACUGGAGAAUGGAGCAGACCCCAGCCUUGAGGAUCGCACCGGAGCUUCAGCUCUGGUUUAUGCCAUAAAUGCAGAUGACAAGGAUGCACUGAAGCAUCUCCUCGAUGCCUGCAAAGCCAAAGGGAAGGAGGUGAUCAUUAUAACAACAGAUAAAUCGUCUUCAGGCACCAAAACCACCAAACAGUAUCUUAAUGUCCCUCCAUCGCCCAAAGUGGAAGACAGACAGUCACCUCCACUAUGUGCAUCUCCCUCUGAUAUCGAGCUGAAGGCUCCGGGCCUGGGCUCUCCACCCAAUGAGAAGGAAGACGACUUCUUCAGCCUCCAAACAGGGCAUCCAAGUGGUUGCAACGCCCCCAAGGCUCUUAAUGAGCCUGGGUCACCCACCAGGAAAGUCAGUAAUCUCAAAAGGGCCCGUUUGCCCCAACUGAAGAGGCUUCAGUCUGAACCCUGGGGCCUGAUCGCACCCUCUGUGCUGGCAGCCUCAAUGCGCCAGGACGAGACCCAUGGUGCCAGCACAGACAAUGAGGUCAUCAAGAGUAUCAGUGACAUGUCCUUUUCUAAAAGGGGGCCCCUCUCCAGAGCCAACAGUAUUGACAGCAAAGACCCUGCUCUCUUCCCCACAGUCAUGGAACAAGUUCUGAAGAUUCCACCCUCUCCAGCACCAGCCUCCUGGAAAGCAGCCUAUGAGAAAGGUCAGGCUCCCCACCCACGUCUGGCCAGAAGAGGAACUCUCCCUGUUGACCAAGAGAAGGGUGGCAUGGGUCCAUCCGGACCCUCUGCUCUCAAAGAGUCAGCAUCCCUCAAGCGUCUGGAAAAUGACCUCUGCGACUUAGAUCUACAGUCCGGAACUGACCCGCCCAACUCCAUUUCCCUCGAAUCAGGCAAAGGACCCUUAGAUAGAAAGAAGCUCAACAACUCCCACCUGUCCCUUUUCCAUGGCUCACGGGAAUCCCUGGAUACCGUGCCCAGCACAUCCCCCAGCUCAGCACGACGCAGGCCGCCACAUCUUCUAGAAAGACGAGGUUCUGGAACUCUGCUCCUAGACCGCAUUUCUCACACUAGGCCUGGCUUCCUUCCACCUUUAAAUGUGAAUCUGAACCCACCUAUCCCAGAUAUUAGAUCUAGCAGCAAACCCUCUCCCCCCAUCGCUAGUGGCUUAAAAUCUAUGGUCCCUGUUGCUCCAAGCUCACCAAAGAGAGUUGACUUGCGAAGUAAAAAGAAGCUCCUCAGAAGGCAUUCUAUGCAAAUUGAACAGAUGAAGCAGCUGUCUGACUUCGAAGAAAUCAUGACCUAGUAGCUUCUAGAAAGACCUUUAAAAAAAAAAAUCCUUGUAGUUUUUGGAAGGGACCAUGGUCUAUAUCAACACAGUUAUGAGUAUUCUCUGCUUCCUGGUCAUUCCUUAAUGUUGGUGUGUAGCCACUUCAGGAGAUACAGAAGCAGGGUGCUGCUUUACUUCUGAAAUAAUCCCUGGGUUUUUAUAGGCCUACUUGAAAAGAGCUCAAGAUAAUUGGGUUUUGAAGAUAAAAUUACAAAAAAUCCAUAUUUUCCAAAGAAGAAAGCCCUUGGAGUUUGAAGGUAACACAGCAAAGACAAUGAUCUAAGCUGCGGAUACCAGUAAUUUUC
This is a messenger RNA of Carlito syrichta (Philippine tarsier), 2054 nucleotides long. It is a transcript of the gene ANKRD34C, whose product is annotated as ankyrin repeat domain 34C. Bases 118 to 1725 code for a protein of 535 amino acids. Lineage: Eukaryota; Metazoa; Chordata; Mammalia; Primates; Tarsiidae. The record is from RefSeq and is a predicted model, not a curated record. The transcript is spliced from 2 exons. Gene Ontology annotation, molecular function: protein binding.